AUGACGAGAAACACGUUUAGAAAAUGGUUGGUCGACUUAGAUUUGGAUUUUAAACGGCGAAAUAAGAAAGUAGUCUUAUUUCAUGACAAUGUUUCAAGUCAUAAAAUUGACUCACUACGCCUGACCAAUAUCAUUUUACAAUUUCUUCCCGCGAAUGCAACUUGCAAAAUUCAACCUCUUGAUCAGGGAAUUUCCUUUAAAGCCCGCUAUCGGAAGCAAGUGAUUCAAGAGGUCUUGCACUUCUUGGAAGAAGCUACACCAGAAGAAUCAUUGCUGUCAGUUUAUAAGAAAAUAAGCCUCUUGACGGCAAUGCACUUCGUGAAACGUGCCUGGGAUAGUGUCCCAAUGGAAGUGGUUAAUAACUGCUUCAAAAAAGCACAAUUUUUCCCACCUGAAGAAAUUAGAGAUGAUGAAACAGUCAUCUACGAUUUAGAAGAAUUUUUGAAUUCCGAAUUUGAAGGGUUGGGCAUGACAGAUAAUGAUUGGAUGGAGUUUAUAAAUUUGGAUGAAGAGGAAGACAGAAGAAGAGAAUACCACGACAAUCGCCGAGCAAGCAGAAGAGGACCAGGACGAUCCACCCCAUCCUCCAACAAUUAA
Molecule: messenger RNA, 597 nt
Organism: Parasteatoda tepidariorum (common house spider)
Lineage: Eukaryota; Metazoa; Arthropoda; Arachnida; Araneae; Theridiidae
Product: tigger transposable element-derived protein 6-like
Source: RefSeq, a predicted model, not a curated record